Fundulus heteroclitus (mummichog) is the source of this 2003-nucleotide messenger RNA. Its product is annotated as E3 ubiquitin-protein ligase RNF182. Bases 796 to 1599 code for a protein of 267 amino acids. The transcript has 8 exons. NCBI's taxonomy places the organism in Eukaryota, Metazoa, Chordata, Actinopteri, Cyprinodontiformes, Fundulidae. The record is from RefSeq and is a predicted model, not a curated record.
ACAGUCCCACUGAAACUUCAACAUUGUUCUCCUGCAUCUUUCUUAGUUAUGUUAGCAUCCCGUUAGCAUCCAGCUGUGUUGACAGUCAGGUGACCUCCAGAGAGUCAUCCAUAACCUCUGCUACAUUCUCCUACUACUCUCCAGUAAUUUCUGCAGUGGGCUUUGGGUUCUCCACUAAAAGGGGAGUUUAACGAGACUGACUGAACCGAUCAGAACCGGGAUGAACCCAUCCGUCCUGUUGCUCGGCUCUCCGCCAUCCUGUCCUCCUGCCUCUGAGCAGUUGUCAUGGUAACCGGGCUCCCGCCGUCGGUCGCGCGCGCUGAGUCGGAGGGACGGUGAGUCACCGCGAGCUGCUCCGGGAGCGCUAACAGCCGCCGACACCGAACCGGAACACCGACGCGGACCGGACCGCCUGCUCCCGAACCGGGCCCGCUGGCGUUCUGCUGGCCGCUGGCAGACGGAUCCGCAGUGACGUCACGCCCAGCCGCUGUCGCGUUGACUUGUAUGAGGCAGACUGUUGCUGCUGCAGCUGGGUUCCCUUCAGCCUGCAGGAUGCUGCUGGUGCUGAAGGCCAACAUGUUGCUGCAACCACAGCGGUUCUGCAGCAACUGACCCAGAAGCUCCUGCAGGACCUUCAGCUGCUCCACGGACCAGCAGAUGGACAUCUGGUUUCCUGAUUGGACGGACGGACGUCCUCCACAGUCUGACUGAGCUGCUCUCCUGGUCUCAGUCAGGUGAUCCAUUGUGUUAAACCCCGCCCCCACCAUUCUUUAGGUCAGAGCAACGACCAAUAAGAUGAACCGGCUGAAGGAGGCAGAGCUUGGCCAGGAGAUUGAAGGCCAGGUUCAGACCUGGGCGCAGUCUCUGGUCUACACUGUGGAGGAACUGGAGUGUAAAAUCUGCUACAACCGAUACAACACGCGGAGCAGGAAACCCAAACUGCUGGGCUGUCUGCACCGGGUCUGCGCCAAGUGUCUGAAGAAGAUGGUGGACAUGGGCGACUCUUCACCAACCGUCAUCAGCUGCCCGUUCUGCCGCCACGAGACCUACGUGCCUGACGAGGAGGUGUGGUUGAUGGAGGACGACCGGCACAUCAUGGCGGUUCUGUCCUGUCAGGACCGCGCUCAGCAGGAAGGAGUAGCAGCAGGAAAAGGGGGGGGAGGUUCUGAGGUGGUGUUGACUCCCACAGCUUUGAAAGGAGGAGGAGCAGACACUUCUCACCGUUCCUCAGACUGUCUGGUUAUCACCAUCAUGGAGCUCCCAGAUGAUUCUCCAUCCUCUGACUCACUGAGCAUGCUCAAUGUGGUGGGUCUUUACCGCCCCCCCAGCCUGGACUCUCUGCCCUGCAACUUGCCAACUCAGAAGUGUCGCGCCUGGACAUCCCGUAGUUUUCCACGCUGCCUGCUGGGGGCGCUGUGUAUGGUGUACUUCAGCUCGCUGCCACUGGGGAUCUACCUGCUGAUGAUUGGUCAGCUGCUGAUGGGCGUGGUGCUGGUCAGUCUGGUCCCGUCCACGCUGCUGCUGCUCGUCCUCUACGGAUUCUGUCAGUGCAUAUGUCAGGAGGUGCGGGAGGCCAUAGCGGCGCGCAGGCUGCCCUGACAGCAGCGUAGGCCGCCGUCUGGGCAGCAGGAAGAGUGCUGCCACAAUGACAAGAAGAGCUGAUGUGGGGAUCACACCUAACAUCCAACAUUCAACACCAGAACCACAGAACUGAAACCAGAACGACACCAUCAGAGCUGAAUCCUCCGACCCAACACGCUCCUUCCCUUUUUGAGCACCAGCACCCUCUCUUUGCCAAAACAGCCAGAGAAGGACCAGGAGACGUCUUCAUUAGAGCCAGAGAACUUUGAUCUGAAGCUGAUCACCAGCUGAUCACCACUGACUGUUAACCAAUCAGAGGACAGGUUCAUCUGUAGAUGUUGGAUUUCAUGUGCAGUUGGACAGGCUGUAAACUCCUGUUAAUAUGUUGCUAAUAACGUGCCAUAAACACAUGUGUAACAUUC